Messenger RNA from Cylas formicarius (sweet potato weevil), 1422 nucleotides. Its product is annotated as serine protease easter-like. Gene Ontology annotation, biological process: proteolysis. Lineage: Eukaryota; Metazoa; Arthropoda; Insecta; Coleoptera; Brentidae. The record is from RefSeq and is a predicted model, not a curated record. Gene Ontology annotation, molecular function: serine-type endopeptidase activity. Bases 228 to 1373 code for a protein of 381 amino acids. The transcript has 7 exons.
GUAUUUCCAAGGUUGUCGAGGUCCCGCACAAAUUAAAUUAAACAAUUUCUUUAACGCAAAAUUGUCUGCCGGGCAUGAGCGUUCAGUAGUAUAAUGGUCGACGGAUAUAAAUAAACAACUCGGUACUCACUCCGUACGUGCAAUGUAAACUCGGACAGUGCGUCGUAAUUUUAGUGAUCGUUUGGCUGACCGGGCGUUUGAUCGAUACGUAUCUGCAAUUUUGUGCGAUGGAUCGGACUUUUUUAGUUUUCAUAUUUUACGCUCUGAUCGGUAUUGUUUUGAACCAGGGUCACGACUUGUGCACUACGCCCAGACGAAAUAAGGGCGAAUGCAAAGUGAUAACUUCUUGCGAGGCCUUGUACUCGUUGUUAAGAAAUAGACCGAUUAGUUCGGGCAGCGCAGACCUGCUGCGCAGAUCCCAAUGCGGUUUCGAAGGGAUGCUGCCGAAAGUGUGUUGCCCAUUGGUUAAGGAAGAACCAGAAGUUCCUUCUACUCCGCGAUCUCUCGCUCCCCAAGGUCCAGUAUCGUCCAGUCUGCUACCCACGACAAACGAAUGCGGCCUGUCUACAGAUGAUAAGAUCUACGGGGGCUCCAAGGCGAAACUGGACGAUUUCCCUUGGAUGGCUCUAAUUGAAUAUCAAAGACCUGACGGCCAGUCGGAUUUCAACUGCGGCGGCGCAUUGAUAAACCGGAAGUAUGUACUGACAGCGGCACAUUGUCUCAAGGGAAAAGAUUUGCCUAAAGAUUGGAAAGUAAUAAGCGUCAGGCUGGGCGAAUACGAUACAGAUACGGACAUCGACUGUAUUCCGAGCCUGUUAGGAGAACAGUGCGCCCCACCAGCUAUAGAUGUACCCGUUCAAGAAUGGGUAGCCCACGAACAAUACAAUCCGUUCGACCUGAACCAAUACCACGACAUUGGUUUGCUUCGGUUGGCACGGGAAAUAACUGUUACAGAUUACGUGAGACCAAUAUGUCUUCCCAGAAGCGAGCAGCUGCUGCAGAGGAGCUACGCGAGAAAAAAUCUGAUGGUGGCCGGAUGGGGUAAAACUCAGAACAUGUCGGAGAGCAACGUCAAAUUGAAAUUGGAAGUCCCAGUGAAUACGUCAGAAGAAUGCGACCGAACUUACCGACAGGCCGGAGUCAGCCUGAUAAAAGGUCAGCUUUGCGCUGGCGGUAAAAAGGGCGAAGACUCCUGCAGAGGUGACAGCGGGGGGCCAUUGAUGUCGCUGGACAGUGAGAACGGAGAAAUCAAUUGGUAUUCGGUAGGGAUUGUUUCGUUUGGGCCGACUCCCUGCGGGAUGGCCAACUGGCCCGCCGUCUACACUAGGGUCUCGACCUACGUCGACUGGAUCGUCAGGAAUUUAAAGCCAUGAGUUAGCGUGUAGUUUCCUUAUUAAAUGUUUUUAUAUAUUUAUAUAAUUA